AUGGGAUAAUAAAAUUUAUAUAUGCACUAUGUUAACUUUAGCUUCUUUGUAUUUUGUAGUUACUGGUAUAUAAUUUUGGAUAUCAGAUUAUAUGCGAAUAAUCUUAAAAAAGGACUAAAAAACAGUUUUUACAUCUUUUUCUUUAAUUUCGAUUACUGCCCCUACUUUAGGAGUAGUUAUUGGGGGCAUAGUAUUACACAAAUGUGGAGGCUAUACAGGCAAAUAUGUACUAAAAGUAUGUGUUAUAAACGGAAUAUUAGCUUCAGUAUGUGCCAUACCAAUUCCAUUCAUAAACUCAUUUUAGUUAGUAGUUUUUUUAUUGUGGUUUUUGCUGUUUUUUGGAGGUAGUUUAAUGCCUGCAGUUAUGGGUUUAAUGAUUUCUUGUGUGCCAAAAAACAUGAGGGCUUUUGCAAAUUCUACUGCUUAGUUAUUCCAUAAUCUUUUAGGAUAUUUGCCUGCUCCUUUUGUGUAUGGAGUGGCCAAUAAAUUAGAGGGAAAAUAGGAAUCUAGAUUAGGAAUGAUUGUACUUAUGUUUUGGAGUUUAUGGGGAGUAGUAGGACUUUAUUUUGCAAUGUAUUAUAAGAAAAUCGAGAUAGGAGAAGAGUGUUAGAUUAUUGA
Molecule: messenger RNA, 618 nt
Organism: Ichthyophthirius multifiliis
Lineage: Eukaryota; Ciliophora; Oligohymenophorea; Hymenostomatida
Exons: 1
Source: RefSeq, a predicted model, not a curated record